GUUUACAACAUUGCUCGUGUCCGCAUCGUCGCUCGUGAACGAAGUAUCCGCCACGAUGCCGGAAUCGCGCCCAGGAAGGUCCCAGUAACGGUGGGUGUCGGGAAGAGCGAAGAGGGCGGCGGAGCGCCGACUCUCCGAGGUAACACGCGCGCUCCUUUCCGCCGCGUCCCGGCGCACGGUAGCCAGCAACACUUCACACAUUUCGCUGCAUUUCCUCCUCAGUCAUAGUUAAAUACUAAUCCUAAUAAUUAUAAUGAAGUCAAGAGCCCGAGAAGUGCUCGCUCCGCGACCCUACCGAGGCGAGGUGCGAGCCGGCCCGGGCCCCGGGUGACUCGUGUCGUGCUCUCUCUCACUCACACACACACACACACACGACACAAAAAAAGCUGUUAAACCCACCCAGUAAGUAACACACAUGAUUUUAGCGCUUUAUUGCUCCACCGCGGUGUAGUUUUGCUCCGAGGAUGAAAUGAAACCGUGUAGGAGCCGAUCGGCGGUUAACACAGUCAGUGUGUCUGCCGGCCUGCUGCAGUGCCCACACGCCCAUCAUCAUGUGGCUCUUUCUGGACGUUCGCUGUUGGGUUCCCCUCCUCUGUUUGAAGUGUGUCGCCAUUAAUGACAUUGCGGUCUCUCUCAGCGGACUGAAUGCGCCCAGACGUCUCGAGGAAUGCUCCUGCAAGCCUCUUAUCGCUAUCACCGUUCUCUUACUCUCUUCUGCCAGCGCGCGUCUCCCUUCGGACUUCCGUGCGCGCAAAUUACGGGCGAAAAGAUGACAAAAGAGCGCGAGGCUGACGUGCGGAAUGCGCUCUCGCGGACGUCGUUGUGGUUGAGCGGUUCCUGCGGGCGCGCGACGCAGCGCGUUUUGCCCAUCGUUGUAUGGCGCUCAUUUGAAGCAAAUUGUAAAGUAAAGCGAUAAUUGUUGAUAAGCGGUGUGUCUGCUGGCCACCCUGCUGCGUGCAGAGAGUGAAUCAGUUUUCACAUUCAUUGGCCCAGAAAAAAGAAUGGACCAUUGUGUUAUUGACUGUUCGGGUGUAUACCCAGCUGUAUAAAAAUGGGUACAAAUAGUAGGUAGCUAAACAUUGCAAGUUGUUUUGGAGAAAACCCGAAAAGCAUCAGCUGUGCAAAUAAAUGUGAAUGUUAUAACCAAAGUGACACCCAGGCCUGGGAGGGUGCUGUACCAUUUGCCUUUCCUGCUGACUAGUUGUUGGUGUGCCUUUCAAUCCGAAUGGACCGGAGGGGUCCCCACCCUGACCCCCAUCUUUGCUGAAGGAAAAGGUGGCCUGUGUCACAGUUGGGCACAGAGGCGAUACGUUCACAUUCUUUCCUGGAAUUUCAGCCCAUGGCUCUACAGCCCUGCUCCAGCAAGACCGCAGGUAUUGUAUGCAGGUGAACCGACAGGCUGGACUGGUUAGUCCAUCGCAGGUCUUGCGGCGAUGUGCUCCGAGCAGUCGGCCUGAGGUCUGUGUCACGCACGCCGUCCGCACGCGCUGACUCUAUAAACCCCCUGCAGGUGAGCCAUGACGGAGUACAAGCUGGUGGUGGUGGGGGCGGGAGGCGUCGGGAAGAGUGCGCUGACAAUACAGCUGAUUCAGAACCACUUUGUGGACGAGUACGAUCCCACCAUUGAGGACUCCUAUCGUAAGCAGGUGGUGAUCGACGGGGAGACAUGUCUGCUGGACAUUCUGGACACGGCAGGGCAGGAAGAGUAUAGCGCCAUGCGAGACCAGUAUAUGAGAACAGGAGAGGGCUUCCUAUGUGUCUUUGCCAUCAACAAUAGCAAGUCGUUCGAGGACAUUCACAACUACAGAGAACAGAUCAAGCGUGUGAAAGACUCUGAGGAUGUCCCAAUGGUGCUGGUGGGAAACAAGUGUGACCUGCCAUCCCGAACAGUGGACACAAAGCAAGCUCAGGAUCUGGCCAGGAGCUAUGGCAUUCCCUUCAUAGAGACAUCUGCUAAGACAAGACAGGGUGUGGAUGACGCCUUCUACACUUUAGUGAGGGAAAUUCGCAAACACAAGGAGAAGAUGAGCAAAGAGGGGAAGAAGAAAAAGAAGUCAAAGAACAAGUGUAUGGUCAUGUGAAGGGUUGUUGUUCCCUGUAGCACAAGCAAACCAGCAAAUGGCAUCCUAAAUACUCUCUGUCAAGAGUGUUACAUUUUUGUAAUUCACACUAAAUUAUUAACCCUGUCCACUCUGAUGUUGGUGUAAAUGAAACCCUUGAGCUGUCUUCCCUGCUUACUGAUCCAGUGAGUGCUGUGUUGUGCUAAGACAGCUGUGCUGACAUGAUCCUCAAUAACCUUGCCUGGCCUGUGCUUACCAGUCCCCUAAGGCUGUGCUCUGGCUGCUUCAAGGACCUUAAACAUGGAAGUGUACAAAAUGCAAGUGGAACAGCCAGCUGAGUUUAUUCACAUACAGGCAACCUAGUCUGUAGAUGCACAGCUCUGGACAGGAUACAUAACCUUUUUUUUUUUUUUUUUUUUUUUUUUUUUAAAUUUAACUGGCUAACUGUUUUUCAGUUAAAUGAAAGGUUAAGUUCUCAUUUUCUGGUUGAAAUUUUUAUAGUGUAAUCCAUCCCCAUAGUAAUACAAGUUGCCAAAGAAUUUUUAACUGUACAGCAUAAUACCAAUAGUGUCUUAGCAUCUUAGAGAAGGUGCUGAAACUGUGAGGAAAACAUACAAACGGUACACCCAGCCAUCCAGAUCAGUGUAAAUUUUUUUGUUGUUGUCUCGGAUAUAGUUCAAAUUUCAUUGGGCAUUUUUGUAAACUUUAAGUGAUGGAAGAUCUGAACGGUAACCUUUGUUACACCAGAUCUUGUCUUGCUUCUUGUCAGAUGAGACUUUUUGAAAUGCUGUGUGUUAAUCUCUAGAACUCUCCAGCCCUCUUGUAACAGAUGGGACUUCUGCAUUUUUUAAGAAAAACCCUUCUUUCCUCUUCUCUCUGAAGACAAGCCUCACUCCUCAGUGGAUGAAUCGCACAAUCUGAUGUGACGUUGUUACGCUGAGUAUCCUGCUUCAGAAUUAGUUGUGGAAGCGGUCCUAUCCCUGCAGGAGGAAGCUUCUCUGUAAUCACGAACUUGUGAUACAGUGAGAAUUCAGUGGUUCAUCAUUUGCAGUCACUUCUUACGAAUAUUGGCUGGGAUUGCAGUUUUAAUGUUGGAUGUAAGAAGCAGCUCCAAAACACUGUUAGUGCUGGGGGAAAGCAGACUUCUGGUUUAAGGAUGCGCUCUAACAUACUGGAAGCAGUCACUUUUUCAACACCUUGUCUGUAACGGCAGGCUAUAAUAGUAUUGACUGAAACCAAACUACAGUUCUCUCAAAAUAGCAUACACACUUUGUCAUUCCUUCUUUUGAACUUUUUUGCAUCUUUUCUGCUUUUUAUAAAAUAUGCAAUGUAUGUGUAUUAAGA
Scleropages formosus (Asian bonytongue) is the source of this 3404-nucleotide messenger RNA. RefSeq names its product GTPase KRas-like. The transcript is spliced from 5 exons. Gene Ontology annotation, biological process: signal transduction. The record is from RefSeq and is a predicted model, not a curated record. The coding region runs from base 1518 to 2081 and encodes 187 amino acids. Gene Ontology annotation, molecular function: GTPase activity; GTP binding. Gene Ontology annotation, cellular component: membrane. NCBI's taxonomy places the organism in Eukaryota, Metazoa, Chordata, Actinopteri, Osteoglossiformes, Osteoglossidae.